UGUUUUUUAUGUUGCUCACAAAACAUAGGCGUUCGAAUUAUGUUUUUGAACGGCUAUUUGUAAAUAACAGUAGAUAGCUGACAUAAUUUGUCUUGACUGACAAGACAGCUAAACAGCUGCUGGAUAUAGUCAUACCUCGUGUAAACAAUGUCACGCUUUAAAAGAGGCGCUAAAUUAGAUUCUAGAGCAGGAUUUAGAACGGAAAAAGAGGAACCGGCUGUUCCAUAUGGACUAUUGAAAACAGCCAGAAAAAGCGGUCAACUUAAUUUAUCUGGAAGAGGGCUGGUUGAAGUCCCUCAAAGUGUGUGGAGGCUGAACUUAGACACACCUGAGGAGGCUAAGCAGAACCUGUCCUUUGGUGCAGAUGAUCGCUGGUGGGACCAGACAGAUCUCACUAAACUACUCCUCUCUUCAAACAAGCUGGAAGUUCUGUCAGAGGAUGUCAAUCUGUUGCCAGCCCUUACUGUUUUGGAUGUCCAUGAUAAUCAGCUUACCUCUUUACCCAAGUCUAUUGGAGAUUUGGAACAUCUUCAGAAACUCUGUCUGAGUCACAAUAAACUGAAAGAGUUACCAGAGGAGUUAUGGAGCUUGAAGAACCUCACCUGCCUCCAACUGCAGCAGAAUCUACUGGAGGAGCUUCCAGAGGGAGUAGGACAGCUCACUGGCCUGGAUGACAUUGAUCUGUCAAACAACCAGUUAACUGCCGUCCCUGACAGUCUGGGCAACUUGAACCGUCUGGUGAAGCUAAACCUUUCCCAUAACAAGCUGAGAAGUCUCCCCUUAGGAAUCAGCGUCAUGAAGAAUUUGAGACUGCUGGACUGCACGCACAAUCAGCUGGAGAUCAUACCCCCCAUCUUGUCUCAAAUGGCGUCUUUAGAGCAGCUCUAUUUGAGGCACAACAAACUUCAAUUUCUUCCCGAACUGCCCUCAUCAAGGCUCAAGGAGCUGCACGUUGGUAAUAACCUGAUUGAGGUGCUGCAGGCAGAGCACUUGAAACACCUGAACACUCUGAGUGUGUUGGAGCUGAGGGACAACAAGGUGAAGAUUCUCCCUGAGGAAAUUACACUACUCCAAGGCCUAGAACGCCUAGACCUAGUCAACAAUGACAUCAGCAGUCUGCCAGCUUCCCUUGCCCUUCUGCCCAAGUUGAAGAUUCUGACCUUGGAGGGUAAUCCUUUGAGAGGCAUCCGCAGAGACCUCCUGACUAAAGGGACCAAUGAACUGCUGAAAUACCUGAGGGGACGAAUAAAAGAGGAUACAGAUUGCAAAAGAGAUGAGCCUGAUACUGCCAUGACCCUGCCUAGUCAAGCAAAGGUCAACGUGCAUGCCAUUAAAACCCUGAAGACAUUGGACUACAGUGAAAAGCAGGUGGUGUGUGUUCCUGAUGACAUAUUUGAUGCUGUGGGCAGUGAGCCUGUCGCCAGUGUCAACUUCAGCAAGAAUCAGCUGGCUGCAGUCCCUCCCAGGAUUGUGGAGCUGAAGGGCUCUGUCUCUGACAUCAACCUGGGAUUCAACAAGCUGACCAGUUGUUCCCUGGAGGUCUGCAUGUUGCACCAGCUGUUACAUAUUGACUUCAGAAACAAUCUUUUGACAUCGCUGCCCAUGGAAUUUAAGUCCCUAACGAAACUGCAGAGCAUCACACUGUCAUUUAACAGGUUCAAGUUGUUCCCAGAAGUGCUGUACCAUGUUCCUACACUGGAGACCAUUCUGAUCAGUAACAACCAAGUGGUAGCCAUUGACCCACUGCAGCUCAAAGCUCUGAAUAAGCUAUCCACCCUGGACCUACAGAACAAUGACAUCAUGCAUGUGCCACCGGAACUUGGCCUCUGUUCCAGCCUAAGGGCCCUUAUGCUGGAUGGAAAUCCUUUCCGCAGUCCAAGAGCUGCCAUUGUAGCCAGAGGAACUGACGCUGUCCUGGAGUACCUACGAAGCAGAAUCCCUACAUAGUCAACUGCAUUAAAACCUACUUCAAUAGGUGAAAAGAAAAUUUGAUGAUUAGUCAGUGGGUUAUGUUUGCCUUGAAACUGACAUUACUCUGUCAAGUUCAUUCAUGCCUGACGAUUAGAAGUGUAGCUAGAUGUUUGAACGUGGUGAUUUGAAAUGUAACUUCUGGCGUUUGACCUUAUACCCACAACGUCAUUACCAGAAGGCCCUACUGUAACAGUGUUUACAUGAUCUGCCAAUUUCUAGAUUUCAGUCAUUCCAAAAUGUUGGUUAUUUUAUUACAUAAUGAACAAUGCUGUAUUCUUUUCCAAAAUGUUGUAAAAAAAAAAAACAUCAAACUGGAAUGUAUGGGUUUAAUUUAGCAAGAUCUUAACCUGAUUCCAAAAUUUUUUAGAUGUUUUAUCAUUCUUCAAAAUUCAAUAUAUUCUUUGUAAUGACACUGAAUGGGUAAAUAUGUCACUGUUUACAGUACCUUUUAUAUAUUACAAAAAAUCAGUCUUCAGUCCCUGUUUAUGCAUGACACCACUUUUUUCUAAAUUACUUAUUCUCUGUAUGCACUCUGUAAUUGUAUUCAUGAAAAACUAAAGUAGUGAGUCUGAUGAAACAUGUUUGUUUCAAUGAAUCAAACAACUACUGUAUAUGAGUUCAAAUCCAACCACAUUAAAUGUGCACAAGACAUUGAUAAUUA
This is a messenger RNA of Esox lucius (northern pike), 2632 nucleotides long. It is a transcript of the gene lrrc40, whose product is annotated as leucine rich repeat containing 40. The coding region runs from base 148 to 1947 and encodes 599 amino acids. The transcript is spliced from 15 exons. Gene Ontology annotation, molecular function: protein binding. The record is from RefSeq and is a predicted model, not a curated record. Lineage: Eukaryota; Metazoa; Chordata; Actinopteri; Esociformes; Esocidae.